This is a messenger RNA of Gossypium raimondii (Peruvian cotton), 835 nucleotides long. Its product is annotated as protein LEAD-SENSITIVE 1. Bases 60 to 641 code for a protein of 193 amino acids. NCBI's taxonomy places the organism in Eukaryota, Viridiplantae, Streptophyta, Magnoliopsida, Malvales, Malvaceae. The record is from RefSeq and is a predicted model, not a curated record. The transcript is spliced from 2 exons.
GCCUUAGUUUAUUGCUAAAAACACAACUUAAAACAAAAGAUUUUAACUAGAAAUCAUAAAUGGGACAGCCACAAAGCAAACCAAGCAAACCAAGGUUUCCUCAACCAGGGGAUCACAUCUACUGUGAAAGAAAGGGAGGUCUCUAUGAUCACCAUGGAAUAUAUGUGGGGGACGACAUGGUGAUUCAUCUCCGGGGAGCAGCCAAGAAACUUGGGGAGCUACCUGCAUGCCAUAAAUGUGGAGACAAGCGAGUCGAAAAUGGUGAAAUAGCAAAAGUAUGCAUAGAUUGUUUCCUUGAUGGUGCAACGCUCCAGAUCUUUGACUAUGGAGUUCCCCUUUUAGAGUUCAUUGCAAGAAAACGUGGUACUUGCUGCCAACACGAUUCCAAGCCUCCCCAUGAAGUUAUUAGCACCGCAACUGAUUUACUUGAACGGAAUGGGUUUGGCCCCUACGACAUGCUUACUAACAACUGUGAGCACUUCGCUGUGUAUUGCAAAACAGGCUCUGCCGCAAGUUACCAGAUUGCACACCAUAUUGAAGGAGUUAUUGCUACUGGUCCCGCUGGUAUGCUUGCUGGGGCUACUGUUGCGGUAGCUUGUGGUGUUUCGAAAGGCGUUAGGAAAACAUCAAGCUCCUGGUAACUUCUGCCUGCAACUCAUUCACGGGACUUCAAUUACAUCUUACUUAUAAGUAUGAACCAUGUUAAGAAGAUCUCAUAUCCCAAUAAACUUAAAAGUCAAAGCCAACUAGUGCUGAUAUUCACCUAUAUGCAAAUAUGAAUUAUUUAGCAUCUUUUUUUUUUAUAUAAAUACUAAAAAUAUUAUGAGGGUAGAAA